AUGGCCACCAAUUCAAUAUUAUUUUCAAGUAGAGACUAUAGAGGCUCUACUAUCGAAGAUUUAAACAUUCCGCAAGCUAUUUCUAUUAAUCCAUCAACCUCAUUAUAUGAAGCUAUUGCUGUGGGUUAUGAAAAUGAGUUCACUUACUUGCCAGUGAUACAUGAAGAAACCAAAAGAUUAUUGGGAGUAAUAAAUGUGGAAGAUAUUAGAAAUAAUGCAAAUAAAAUAAAAAACAGUUUCCUUUCACCUAUUGUGAAACACUAUAUGUAUUGGUUUAAUCUGACUGCAAGAAAGAAUUAUGAAAAUGAAAUUAAGCAACUCGCUAGUGGUACCAAAACCUCAACUACAUCACAAAUUUUAAAACCAAGAGGCAGAAGAUAUAAACUUUUGACUCCUGACACACCAUUAGAAGAGUUGUCCAAAUUUUUUAAUGCAGGAAACUAUUUUGCCAUUAUUACAAGUGGUGACGGUGACUUGGUAUACGGUGUAGCCACUCCAGAAGAUUUGAAAAAUUAUGAAAAGGCAAGACCUAAGUUAUAA
Messenger RNA from Candida tropicalis MYA-3404, 540 nucleotides. RefSeq lists its product as uncharacterized. Lineage: Eukaryota; Fungi; Ascomycota; Pichiomycetes; Serinales; Debaryomycetaceae. Bases 1 to 540 code for a protein of 179 amino acids. The transcript has a single exon. The record is from RefSeq and is a predicted model, not a curated record.